CUCAAGGCUACGGCCGCAGUGCUUCCCGAGAUGGGUGAGACAGCUCAGGCGUCCAGCGAGGCCGGCGCUGCGGACGGCUCGGAGGCGGCCCCGUCGGCUGCCGCGGCGGAGGCUGCCGCGGCGGAGGCCCAGGCGGCCACCGGCGCAGCUGCCGGACCAACCGCGGCGACUCCCGCGGGCACGGCUCCGACCGAGGGCUCCGCCGCGCCACCGGCGGCCGCCCCGGCCGAGGCACCGCUGGCGGAGCCGCCCGCAGCCGCCGCCGAGGCUCCCGCCGAGAGCUCGGCGGAGCCCGCCGCCGCCGAGGCUCCGGCCGAGGGCUCGGCGGAGCCCGCCGCCGCCGAGGCUCCGGCCGAGGGCUCGGCGGAGCCGGCCUCCCGCGCGGCCGAGGGAGCUCCCGCCGAGAGCCCGGCUGAGGCGGCUGCGGCCGAGGGCUCGGCCAGCGCGGCCGCGGGCGCGGCUGGGGGCCCGUCGGCGCCGCCCGCCGGCGCAGCCGCAGCCUCGGCCGGCGGCGCGGCGGCACCUGCCGCGGGCGCAGGGGGCAGCGGGGCAGGUGCAUCGGGCGUCUCUCCGCCAACCCCGCCUGCGGCAAGCCCGGCCCCCGCUGUGGCCGCCUCGGGCAAGGCGCCGAACCGCGCGGACAGCGACGAGGACGCCAGGGAGGACGAGCCCCGCGACUGGGAGGCCUCGGACGAGGAGGGCGUCCGCAGGCGCAAGUCCCCGGCGGCGGACGACGGCAGCGACGAGGAGGAGGGGCACCACCGCAGGCGGGGGAGGUCGCCCGACGCGGUGGCGAGGGAGGGCGCGGGCGAGGCGGACCAGAAGGCCCGGCGCGCGGAGGCCCCGAGGCCCUCGGACGAGGACCGACGCCGGGACCGCCGGGAGCCCUCCGGCCGCGGCCGAGGGGGAGGGGCCCGAGAGGCCAGCGCGGCGGGGCGCGGCAGCGGGAAGCGCGCCCCGUCCGACAGCCUGGAGCGGGAGGCGAUCGCCGAGGCGACGAGGCAGAUGAAGCGGCCCGGCAACACCGAGAUGCGGGUGUGGAUCGACGACUGGCCCACGCGGUUCCAGCCGAGGUUCGGGCCGUUGAAGAACUUCCUGCAGCGGCACCCCGACAUUUUCAGGGUAGUGCAGGGCCACGGCCGCAGGAGAGACAGGAAGAACCUGCGGCCCCAGAGCCCUCUCCAGGAGGCCUAA
Prorocentrum cordatum is the source of this 1194-nucleotide messenger RNA. NCBI's taxonomy places the organism in Eukaryota, Dinophyceae, Prorocentrales, Prorocentraceae. The record is from the annotation of a GenBank genome assembly.